Molecule: messenger RNA, 896 nt
Organism: Musa acuminata AAA Group (dessert banana)
Lineage: Eukaryota; Viridiplantae; Streptophyta; Magnoliopsida; Zingiberales; Musaceae
Exons: 3
Coding region: 61-561 (166 amino acids)
Source: RefSeq, a predicted model, not a curated record
CGAUCCCAUUAGGAUGAGCGAGGUGAGUCCCGCUUGCUGCUGCAACCGGCGUCCCCCUCAAUGGCUUCAUGUCUCAUCACUCUCCUCACGCCCAUGGUGCCAACAUCCAGCUCACCUCCUUCGCCCGGUCUCUGGAAGCCACAUGCCGCCGCUCAUGCUACCAAUUUCUUCCCUGUUCUCUCCUCCCCCUGUGCUCUUUCCACCGCCUUCAGAGGCCACCACCAUUUUAGGGGUAAUGGUACCAUGAGGAGGAGAUUGGUGGUGAGGGCUGGGCCCCCUAGCACCAACAGCCUUAUCUUUGCCUUCGUGCUCCCGCUUUCCCUCCUCCUCGGCACCAUCUUCACUGCCGCGCGUGUCGCCGACAGGCUCGACGAGAAGUACCUUGAGGAGCUCGCGAUGAAUAAAGCGAUCAUGGAGGAAAAGGAAGCAGAGGAGGAUGAUAGUGACAAGGACGGAAAAGUGGCGGCAGAAGAAGAUGAAAGCAUUUUGCCGGACGAAGAGGAGGGCGUUGCAGCCGUCCCACGUGUUCGGAACCGCCCCAAGCGAGAAGCACAAUUGUAGGCCGCAUGUGAACUUAUUAUGCUGAACAAGACCAUCCCAUUGAUAAGCUUAUGAGAAUGAAGCAAAGAUUCAGCUCUGCCAACAAAAGCCUCCGAUUAUUUUCCUCCACAAUUCUUCACCCUGUUGAACCCCAAGUCUCGAUCGAUAGCUUCUCCUUUAGUUAAAAAUCCAAGUGAUUCGAAGCUUGUUGUUUAAAUGUGAUGUCUAAUGCUUGCUUGAUUGUUUCCUUCAUUUGGUUGUUAAUCUGUUAGCCACAAUGUGUAGAGGUAGAAAGGAUGGCACUGACAACCUUCAACCUCACAACCUUAUCAUUACUUGCUUGUUUUAUGCUUCUA